UGUCCGAACCGAACAGGAGGCAGCAAUAACAUUAGCAAUUAACCCAAAAACAUAAGAGAAAGAGAAGAGAAGUGUAACCUUUCCAUACCUUACAUCAUAAUUUGCUGCCAAGCUUAGAUAUCAUCGACCCAUUCAUUUCAUUUCUUAGUUCAAAGUCACAUUUACAUUCACACAUACCUAACUCCAUCUCUCACCAAUCACCAUGGCUGCUGCUGUUCCUACUUCUUUUAUUUUAACCAAAUCUGCAUCAUCCAUAAACAAGGUGGACCACUCUCUGGUCAAGAUCAAACCAUACAACUUGUCUCUAAAUCUAAAUCGUCAAGGGAGAAUGCAAUCAUCAAUAGCCAGAAGGCCUCUAACAAUUCAAGCUACGUAUAGUGAUGGUGGAAGGCCUGGCAGUGCUAGUGUCUUUGUUGGUGGGUUUCUCUUGGGAGGAUUAAUAGUUGGCACUCUUGGUUGCGUGUAUGCACCUCAGAUCAGCAAGGCCCUAGCUGGAACUGACAGGAAGGAGUUAAUGAGAAAAUUGCCAAAGUUUAUAUACGAUGAAGAAAAGGCUUUAGAGAAAACCCGGAAAGUCCUGGCUCUAAAGAUUGAGCAACUGAAUGCUGCCAUAGAUGAUGUUUCUUCUCAGCUGAGGUCAGAGGAGGCCUCCAAUGGAGUAGCUGUGAACUCUGAUGAAAUUGAAGCUGCCACAUGAUAAUGUUGCUGUGAUUUUAUGUCAUGGUACGGGAUCGGCCAUUAUUCUGUUCACUAAAAAUGUUGUUGGUACAAAAUGUAUUUGAAUUUCUUGUAAUAUCUUUUCAUUUCUUCUUAACAAUAAACAAAGUGCUGUUUAUGUCCGCCGAUACUGUGGAUAAAUAGUCAUUCUGUUUUUAUGGUUGAUUUCUUGUAUUCUAUCAGCAACUUCUUUUUAUACAGAAAAUCUUCCAUGAUACUGGAAUUUCUAGUUAACCUUUUGUGAUUUGUAUCACUUAAUAAUCAAGGAUUGGUGAUUGCUCUAGAUAGUGAACAUUCACUUUGGAUUCUC
Messenger RNA from Cajanus cajan (pigeon pea), 1027 nucleotides. RefSeq names its product inner membrane localized protein. NCBI's taxonomy places the organism in Eukaryota, Viridiplantae, Streptophyta, Magnoliopsida, Fabales, Fabaceae. Gene Ontology annotation, cellular component: chloroplast thylakoid membrane; chloroplast inner membrane. The record is from RefSeq and is a predicted model, not a curated record.